ACAUUACAUGGCCAAACGUGUGCGUGUACAAGGAGUGACAAAUGCAAGGCAGGACUGAGCGUGCAGUAUGUGGCUGUGCACGGACUGCGUGGGGCUGCCUUUGGGUCACUGCUGCUGUAGCUCCUAGAAAAAAAGGGAAAAAAGAAGGGCGGGGGGGGGAAGAAAAGGAAAAAAGGAAAAGGUGAAGCCGGAGGACGUGUGUGAGUGGUCGUAGCUAGAGCUGGAGGACAGAGGCGACGCAGCCCAGCUGGGACAGGAGGCCCCAGCUCAGCUGGAGCCGCAGCCAGUGGGGGGGCACCCAGUUCUCCCCGGUUCCCCCCGGGAAUAAGAAGCACCUCAGCAGCCCUCAUCCCACGGGGAGCAUCCCCGCUGCGGGAGAUGCCGCUCGCUCCCGGGGCGCAGACACUGGAUCAGCGGUAAUUGUUCACCUCUAAUUGCUUCAACUCAUCUGUAAAAUUCCCAGGCAAACAUUGGGCUGUACCUGAAAAGGUAAAAGAUCCUGCCAGCGCUCCCAGCCUCACGCUGCCCACAAGUUUAUGCUACUAAAUUCAAGCUUGACUGACAGGCAGGCAAGUUCCACUCUUGCUCCGAAGCAGCGCGGAGGCGAAUGCCAGUUGGCAACGUGCAUGCCGCCUCUCCAGCCGCUUGUUUUCCUGCCCCGGCUUGGGGGCACGCUCCUCUCCGGUGCCCCAGAGCCCCCAGAGGUGUCCAGGAGCCCCCAGAGGUGCCUUGACUGGGGUACAUGUACCCAUGGGGGAGACCAGGAGUUCUGGAUGUUGGCGCAGGAGCAGCAGCGCAGGGCUCUGUGGGCUUCCCCGGGGGUGUGCUCCACCAUCGGUGUCUUCUCUUCUUUCCCACCAUCCCAUCCAAAGCGGGUCCUCUGCUCCGUCUUCCCACUUGCACCAGCGUGGUGCAGGACGAAGUCGCUCGGUGCCUUCCCCCAUGGCCCCACCUGCGAGUUCCGUACAUGGCCUGGCGUGUUAAAGUACAAGCAGCAGCAUCUCUCGCCUGCCUUAAAAUCUGAAUUUCCCAGACAGCACUGGGGCACGUGCAAUGUUUUCCAGAGCUCUCGUAUGCGCAGGAAUAACGGGUUUAGCUGGGUGCGAUGGAAUACAGCUCCUCUCCAGGGCCGAGCACGACCGAUGCGUGCGUAGUAGCUGGUGUCUUUGCUCGCACGCGGCCGCCGAAGUGUUGUUUUUUCCCCCCAAACCGGCAUCCUUUGGUCAAACCCUCCCGGGGGGUGGAAGGGGGUUCAGACAGAGCGCUGGGGGUGUCGCGGGGGCCGGCGGGAUGGCCGGGGCACUUCAAAGUGGGCAGGCGGCGGCGGCCGAGCGCUCAGCCCCGGCCCGAGCUCGCGGGGAGCGCGUUUUCGCUAUUAUUUCAAUUAUUACAACUUCCUGAAUAGGUUGAAGGUCGUUCAUAAUUCACGCUUCUGUCAUCUUUACACAUGCCAAAUGCAGUCUAUUAAGCAUAAAUAAAAUUUCAAGUGCCUGACCAGGAAAAGUAAACUGGGAUUCAUAACAAUGAGGCCUUAUUCAUCCAUUUAAAAGUAAAUUGUGUGUGUUCCUUUUUUUCCCCCCCCGCCCUCCUCCUCUUUCCCUUUACGGUUUUGCAGUUUGGGAGCUUUUAUUUCUGUUCGGUAGCAUAAAUACAUGACCUGCGGCGUAGGCAGGCACAGAGGACUGAUGAGUUAGGCCUUCCCCAAC
Chroicocephalus ridibundus (black-headed gull) is the source of this 1706-nucleotide messenger RNA. RefSeq lists its product as uncharacterized. The record is from RefSeq and is a predicted model, not a curated record. The coding region runs from base 537 to 1154 and encodes 205 amino acids. The transcript has 2 exons. Lineage: Eukaryota; Metazoa; Chordata; Aves; Charadriiformes; Laridae.